GAAGGUUUUCCAAAAUAUAUAGUAGCAUUUUAUAGUGUUUAGUGGUGAAUUGCCUCAGGAAUUUGUGACAUUUUUAAGUAAAUCAAAAUGUCUCACAAGAUGUAUUAUUCGGAUAAAUACUACGAUGAUAAAUAUGAAUAUAGACAUGUAGUACUACCAAAAGAAAUGGUUAAAUCAGUUCCAACUACUCAUCUUCUCUCCGAACAGGAAUGGAGAGCUAUGGGUGUUCAACAAAGUCAAGGUUGGGUUCAUUACAUGAUUCAUAAACCAGAACCGCAUAUUUUACUCUUUAAAAGAAAAAUAACAUCUCCACCACCAGAGAAUUAAUUAUAUUGACUCCACUGUAACAAUUUGUAAAUACUGUUUCAGAUCAUUGUUAAUAUUCAUGAAACAAUUCAACUACAAAACAAACUCUCAUUAAUUGCUAAAAUCAAUAUUAAUAUGAUGGUCAAAUUCACAUAUAUUCAUAUUUAAAAAUUUACUGCUUUUAAAAAAAAAAAAUAAUUUUGAUCUUUCUAAAUUCUUUAUGGUAAUAAUAAUAAUAAUAAUAAUAAUAAUAAUAAUAAUAAUAAUAAUAAUAAUAUUAAUAAUAAUAUGAUUCAUUAUCUUAAUGUUUCUCUUUAAUAUAACAUUCCAAAAACAACAGAAGUGUUCUGUACAUAUGUCUAUAGAAUCCUUUAGUUCUUAAUAACAGUUUAAAUAGUACUUAUAUUUUGGAUUUAUCAUAAUACUUUAUGGUAUUUUAAUACAACUACAAAAAAAACAUGUGAGUAUUUUGAUUUUUUCUGAAAAUCAUAGCUCUAAGGUAGAAUCAAUUAUUCUACCAUAAAAUUGAGAAUAAAGAAAAUUAUCAUAUUUUUGUAAUUGAAGUGCCUUGCAUAGAUGUGCUAAUUAAUGAAGUACUUUAGUAUUAUAUACUUAGGAUAAUCAUUUCUUAUGUUUAACAAGAAUAAUAUAAAAAAAAGUUUUAAGUUUUUAAAUUCAUUAAUUACAUAAAUAUUAAUUUGAAAUUUGAA
Messenger RNA from Apis laboriosa (Himalayan honeybee), 1016 nucleotides. RefSeq names its product cyclin-dependent kinases regulatory subunit-like (gene Cks30A). Gene Ontology annotation, molecular function: protein kinase binding; cyclin-dependent protein serine/threonine kinase activator activity; ubiquitin binding. Bases 88 to 327 code for a protein of 79 amino acids. Gene Ontology annotation, cellular component: SCF ubiquitin ligase complex; cyclin-dependent protein kinase holoenzyme complex. The record is from RefSeq and is a predicted model, not a curated record. The transcript is spliced from 3 exons. NCBI's taxonomy places the organism in Eukaryota, Metazoa, Arthropoda, Insecta, Hymenoptera, Apidae. Gene Ontology annotation, biological process: regulation of mitotic cell cycle.